AAUUUGCGGACAAGGUCGGGAAGGGCAAAGAUGCAUUUUUAGGAAAAAAACUUUCAGUAGUGGCGAAAACGAAAAAUAGGUUUGUGCUUUGUCUACUGUAGCUCAAAACUUGAGAACUCAGACCAAUUUUCAGAGAGAGAGAGAGAGCUGGAGAGGUGUACUGUUUACUCGGGAAGAUAACCGGGCAAAUUUGACCAGCGCUGGAAGACCCAACUGAUUCCCAGUGGUUUUAUUACUACAGCGGAAAACCACUUAUCACUUGUUCACCAUAUUUCUACUCCCCUCAACUGGUUUUCCAGCCAAAACCCCAACCCCAGAUGGCUGAAACCGGUUUCGUCCGGUUUCCGGGUGGCCUGGACCCGGGAGCCGAGGAGUUCAGGCCCAGAAACCCGAACCCGAUACCCCUAUUCAGCCCACCACCACCACCGCCUUUGCCACACCAAGUUUACUAUCCCUACCCACCGCCACCGCCACCACCACCGCCCAUGAACGAAGUGGUGGCGGUGCCCUACGUGCCGUCACCCGCGGCGUACGUUAGCGCGGUGACGGUGCAGGCCCCGAUCCCGCCUCCGGCCGCGGGGCCGACUCGGGCGGUGCUGCUGAGGCCGGUGCCGUGUGACGUCAGCGAGGUGACGAUUCGGCGGGAGUUGGAGGCGUUCGGGCAGGUGAGGUGGGUCCAGAUGGAGAGGUCCUGCGACGGGAUCGUGACCGUCCAUUUCUACGAUCUCAGGCAUGCAGAGAAGGCCUUGGCGGAGAUUCGGGAGCAGCACAUGCAACACCAACCACCCACCCGCCCUCCUCGUAAUUCCGGUCCGUACCACCGGAGCUCCUCCGCCGUGAUUGUCAGCCCCGACACGUGGGCCCACUUCGUGAUUCCGGUUCACACCGCAAUCCCCGAGGGCCACAACCAAGGCACCAUCGUGAUUUUCAAUCUCGACUCGGCGGUGACCACCUCCAGCGUCAGGCAGACGUUCCAAGCUUUUGGUGCUGUGAAGGAAUUGAGGGAGACACCCUCCAAGAAGCACCAGAAAUUCGUGGAGUUUUUCGACGUCAGACACGCUGCUAGAGCUCUCAAGGAGAUGAACGGCAAGGAGAUCCAUGGCAAACAGAUUGUGAUCGAGUUCAGUCGCCCCGGAGGCAACAGCUGGAAGAAGCUGAAUUCUCUCACCACCACUGCCGUCCCAACUGUCGUCUCUGCCAACGUUGCUUCGCCUGAGUUGUAUCUGCCCGAACCGUUCUCCGGCCACUCUCGUUUCGAUGCCGUCUCGCCGCUAAUGUAUGGUUCACAAGGCCAGUGUUCUACUAGGACUAAUUCGGGAAGUGGAAAUGUUGGUGUGGAGUCUCUAGUGGCGGAGUUGAAUUUGGGCGGUGGAAUUGAAGAGAGGGAGUCAGCGGGGCAUUCAAGAAGGGCUUCGUCGAAGAAGCAAAGCAGCCAGGCAAUGGUAACGAGUCCAAGGCAGCUGCAGCAACCGCCGCCACCGCCACCGAGGAGUAGUAGGGGAAAGAGAGGAAAGCAGCCCAAGAAGUAUGAUACUCGCUUUCUAAUCAAAGAAGACGUCAUGGUUGAAUCCACAAGCGAUUCAAGAACCACUCUGAUGAUCAAGAACAUACCGAACAAAUACAGUCAGAAGCUGCUAUUGAGUAUGCUGGACAACCACUGCAUUCACUGCAACGAACAGAUUCUUCGCGACGGCGAUGAAGGCCAGCCUUUGUCCUCCUACGAUUUCGUUUAUCUCCCCAUUGAUUUCAAUAACAAAUGCAAUGUAGGUUAUGGGUUUGUUAACAUGACAAGCCCAGAGGCAACAUGGAGGCUUUACAAAGCCUUUCAUCACCAAAAUUGGGAGGUCUUCAACUCCAGAAAGAUCUGUGAAGUCACCUACGCAAGAGUUCAGGGAUUGGAAGCGUUGAAGGAGCACUUCAAGAACUCCAAGUUCCCGAGCGAAAUGGAUCACUACUUGCCGGUUGUGUUUACGCCGCCCCGGGAUGGCAAGCUUCUGUCGGAUCCACUCCCCAUCUUCGGCAUCCAACACAAGUCCGGCAGCAACUCCUCCGCCGCCGUUAAUCACCCCAUUACUCUCCUCCUGCCUCCAUCACAUCAACAUAACCAUGAUGACAUGGAUGACUCUGACCACUGUAGUAGCCGUAACGGCGGCGUUCUGGGUAUUAAUGACGACCAGGACGACGACGACCAAGACAGCUAGCUCCCUGUUAGCUUAGAAAGUAGAGCUACGGAACACGUCAAAUCUCUGAUAAGUUGAUGUGAUCUGCUAGCUUACCUCAUUUAGAUAUAGGUUGAUAGCUUAAAGCUUGUAGCACCUAAACUCUUACCAAUGAGAAAGCGCCCGCGCCUAAGCUGAUAGCCCAUCACCUCCUUUUCUCUGCAUAGCCUAGCCCUAAGCAAAAGCCCUAAUUUCUGUCACUCGCUCAGGUCUGCCCACCAUCAUUUCAAAUUUCGUGUCUUUUUUUUUUUUUUUUUUAAAUAUUUCUGUCUUGUAUUUUUGGCAAAAAUGUAAG
Messenger RNA from Rosa chinensis, 2514 nucleotides. RefSeq names its product protein terminal ear1 homolog. Gene Ontology annotation, molecular function: RNA binding. Bases 318 to 2201 code for a protein of 627 amino acids. The transcript has 5 exons. The record is from RefSeq and is a predicted model, not a curated record. NCBI's taxonomy places the organism in Eukaryota, Viridiplantae, Streptophyta, Magnoliopsida, Rosales, Rosaceae.